This is a messenger RNA of Calypte anna (Anna's hummingbird), 3967 nucleotides long. It is a transcript of the gene ATG10, whose product is annotated as autophagy related 10. Bases 63 to 764 code for a protein of 233 amino acids. Gene Ontology annotation, molecular function: Atg12 transferase activity. Gene Ontology annotation, cellular component: intracellular anatomical structure. Gene Ontology annotation, biological process: protein lipidation; macroautophagy; protein modification by small protein conjugation. Lineage: Eukaryota; Metazoa; Chordata; Aves; Apodiformes; Trochilidae. The transcript has 8 exons. The record is from RefSeq and is a predicted model, not a curated record.
GGGUUGCGGGGUGGGUGUGGGGGUUGGGUGUCCGCGGCCCGGAGCAGGCGGAGGGCGGCACGAUGUCAGGUAGCAUGGCAAGUGAAGAAGACUUCUUUUUGGAAGAAAAAAAAUUCAAGCAGUACUGUGAAGAAUUCAUUAAUCAUUCCCAGCAGAUAGGAGAUGGUUGGGAGUGGAGAACUAGCAAGGACCUUGGUGAUGGUUACCUUAGUAAAACACAUUUCCAAGUAAGAAACAGAAACAUCUCACCAGAUCUGCAGGAGAAAAAUAAUGAUAACACUGAACAAACAUUUUUUGCACACGUUGAAGAGCCUUUGGAUGAUUCUCAAGUAGCUGGAGUUGGUGCAACAGAAGAAGUGAUUCGCUAUGAAUAUCACGUCUUGUAUUCCAGCAGCUACCAAGUACCUGUGCUUUAUUUUAGGGCAUGCUUUUUAGAUGGAAGACCUUUAACUCUGGAUGAAAUAUGGAAAAGUGUUCAUGCGUGUUACCAGGCUCGUCUGCUGGAGGGGCCCUGGGACACUAUUACACAGCAGGAACACCCUUUGCUUGGGCAGCCAUUUUUUGUUCUGCAUCCGUGUCGGACUAAUGAAUUCAUGACUUCCAUACUGACUGCUUCCCAGAAACACAACAGACACACAAAUUACAUUAUAUUGUGGCUCAGUACUGUCGGCCCAGUGGUGGGUCUAAAUUUGCCUCUGAGUUAUGCAAAACUAGCACAUGAACAGAAUACAAAUGCCAGUUCAGUUGGAAGGGUUCUCAGCUGAAGGUAAGCUGAGGGUGGUUAGCAGUAGUAAAGCUGCUGCAGACAAAGGAAUCAAACAAAGGAAUCCUUCCUGACUGGUAAGCAAUGCAGUAUGGAAAAAUGACAGUUCAUGGCUCUUUCCCUGGUCACAGUGGAAGACCUAAGAGUUGGCUGCAGUUGUGACAACAACUCUGAAGUACAACCAAGAUCUGAACUCACUUGUGAUUGCAUUGAACCCGUUGAAGUCACUCCUUUCCUACCUCUGUUUAGCUGUGGGCACAGCCUUAGCUAGUCUGUACACAAAUACACAAGCUAUUUUCCUUGUUACAGAGUUGAGAGGCUGGCUUACUGCUACUAAACUUAUCCACUAAAAAUCAUGUGUCAAGAAAAGCUGCACCAUCUGGGAGGGUUUGGACAGCAAAAUUUUCUUAAAUGUGGUUUAGCUUUUAAUCUGUGGUUUAGGCAUGUGAAAAUCAGUGUAUGGGCUGAAAUUAAUUUGCCUAGGGACCACCUUCUCUACCACAGCCUUAUGCAUGGAGCAUCCUUGUGUUCCACACCACACACAGAAUAUCCUAAUCCCAGGUCUGAAUAGUACUUUGCUGAGACUAUUUUGUAUAUGUCAUGCUUCAGAGAACAUACAGGAUCAGGAUGGUAGACAAGCAAAGUACUUACAGUCAAUAUCUGACUAAGCAUGUACAGCUCUAGAGUUCAAGGGGCCUAACACUGUCAUGGGAAAACAUCUGGCUUUUCUGUGCUUCACUGCCUCCAAAGGAAGCUUUGCCAUACCCUGUAGGAGUUACUGUUGUAGUCAAUUAGUAUUUCUCACUGUAGUACUAGUAGUCGUUCACAGGUUUGGUCCCUAUCCUCCAGUCUUCACACAACCCUCCCCAUGCAGCUGUUGAAUUUUGAGCAAGUAGGAAUUGCACAGUAGUACAGACAGUGACAACAAGAUUAGAAAGAGCUAUUGUACAAGUUGUCUUGGAUUCUUUCCUAAUCACAUUGUAUUUGUGGUGUAAACCAAACCACAAGUCCUGAGCAGCUGAGAUGGAAUUACAGAUUUUACUUUGUAUGUCCAGCAAUAUGUCACUUGUAUCCAGAGUCCAAUGUGUGCCACAUCAGAGUGGAAAUGCUCAAUGCAUCAAGUUUCAGAUUCUGAGUUUUCAGGUAUUUUGAUUGGCUGCAUAUUUUUAACUUGCAAUAUAUGUUUUUGAUGGAUUGAAAUGCAGUGCAGUCUUCAAAACUCUAUUGGUCCAGAGUUCUUUUGCCAGCUAUUUGGAAUUAAUAAUGAAAGAACAUAAUUUAUUCCAUUCUGGAUCAUAACAAUCUGACAAGCCAUUCUUCUGUGUAAGAUUUAUGAAAUAUAUUUUCUGUUGAUGUGCCAUGAUGUGUACAUUGCCUUUUGUAUCACUUCUGGUAACAUAUGCUUAAUAACUGCACCCAUAUCCCAUUUUCAAAUUUAAGGACAACUUACACAGGAGAAAAACAAAACCAAAAAACCCCCAAAUAGCUUGCAAGAGUUUUAAGAGCAGCUGAAUGUUCAUCCCUGCUCUCUGAUCUUCAUUUGUGAUGCACUGGAACUGAGUAAUAAAAGUGAUCAGCUCUCCUCAGCUGCCCUGCAUCACUAAGCAGCUCUCUCUCAGCUCCUGCUCCAUCUAUCCUCUCACACUGUGCCAGCUGGCCCUUGGGACCUUUAUUCCCCAUAUCACUUAGAAUUGGCCUCAGGUAGCUUUAUUUAAACCAAGGUCUGAAUUAGCUCCUGCUGACCUUAGGAUCAGGGAAGUGGAAAGGAUUGAUGGAGUUGUUCCCUAUAGACCAUCAGCACUGAAAGCUGCAUCAGCAUAUCUGAGGAUCAUUUGCACUUGUAUUCCCAGAGCAUCACAGAUGUUACCUGGUACUGCACUGAGGAGUGAAUAUACAGAAGAAAUUAUGCUUUUAAACAACAGAAAUAAUAAAAUGCAAUCCUGAGCACAGAUUGGCUUUGAAAUAACUUGUAACUGAAAUGCUGGUUUUAGUGUUCUCAUAUAGUGGACAAGAGCUGUUCCUUGAUAAAGCAGAGGAUAAGACCCUGGAACAUUUAGCUAAGGUGCUGCUGUGCAAAAUUUCUAAGGAUAGUUUCAUAGGCAUUUCUUGGAGACCAUCUGUGAGAGUCUGGCUUCACUGAUUUGCAGUUGUCUCAAAAGAGCAAUUUUAAAGUGAACAGCCCUGGCUAGGGUGGAGGACCUAGCUGGCCAGAGCUGAGCAGGGGGGACACCUCAGGAAGAGAUAAGAACUACUGGGUGGAGACUGCUCCCCUUUUCUGAGGGCCAGCCUGCAAUGCUGGGACAUCCCUGUAGGCACCAUUACCCUGGCCAGAGUGGAGGAAGCUACCUUGGUUGUACUGAUGCUGAUGUACCUGACUGUGGGGGCUGGAAUGGAGCAGGGAGCUGAUGAGUGGGUGGGGGACUGCACCCUUCUGCAGAAGCUCCCCCCCUCCAGGCAGCCUGUCUGCAAUGGCUCUGAUGCCAAUGCCCCUGGCUUCUGUGGCAGCUGACUGACAGCUGCCCCUUGGGAACAAAAGGAACUCAGGGGUAUAUAUGGCUGUCCAUGCUGGGGCUGUUUUGUCAUCUCUUGACCCACCGCCCUUCUGCAUGUCCAGGAUCAGCACCAUCUGAUCUUUUUCUGAAGAAGCUUGCUGGACAGCUGGGCCCCUGCUGGUGACUUUUCUCUCUCAGUCUUCCUUCCCACUUUCUUACCCUUUUUCUCCACUUUUCUCUCUCUCUUAUAUCGUCUUUUCCUCUCUCCCUCUUUUGCCUGGCUCUAUAUUUUUGGCUGUCUCAAUUGUCAAAUAAAGUCUGCUUGCACCCAACCCUCCUACAGUUGGACUUUGUUUCAUGGAUCCAAAACAAAAAUAAAUUUUAAUAUUACCUUGGACAGUAACACCAUCUCUUCCUGUUUCUGUCAUGGAAGCAGAGACUGCAGGCCAGCUAUUCAUAACAGCAUUUGGACAGUUUGGGUUUCCUCACUAUAGGCAAAACUUAUUACUGCAAAUCUGGGAAGUGUCUUUGCUCAGGAUGUCACUGGACAGUGUAACAAGUGAAGAAAAUGAAGAAGAAGAAAAGAAAACAAAUGUGAAGUAAUUCUGGGAAAAUAUAUCCUGCUCACUUUCUCCAGUCCAUCAGCCUUCCAUUGUACCUUAAGAUUAUCUUUUUUUUUCCCCCAAACAUCGAUAAUAAAACUGGAAGUUGU